Molecule: messenger RNA, 2552 nt
Organism: Solanum dulcamara
Lineage: Eukaryota; Viridiplantae; Streptophyta; Magnoliopsida; Solanales; Solanaceae
Product: subtilisin-like protease SBT3
Exons: 2
Coding region: 188-2461 (757 amino acids)
Biological process (GO): proteolysis
Molecular function (GO): serine-type endopeptidase activity
Source: RefSeq, a predicted model, not a curated record
GGGUGCAGAAUUGAAAUUGUAGCAAGCUUCCAAUAAUAUAUGGCAAUUUGGUACAUAGUGAAAUUAUGGACAAAGUGAUGGACAAUUUGGAAUUAAGAGAAUACGUUGGCUUCCCAUACCUCUCACUCCUCUAUAUAAGUAAAUUAGCUUAUGUUCAAGAAAAUAUCCUUCAGUAAUAUUACUCAACAUGGCAAAUCAUAUUGCCUUGUGUAUUUGGUUGCUUUCUAUAAUUCAAUUGGCAAAGUCAGAAACUUAUAUCAUUCAUAUGGAUUUGUCAGCCAUGCCAAAAGUUUUUUCUAGCCAUCAUAGUUGGUACUUGACAACACUUUCUUCUGUAUCAGAUAGCAGGACAAGUAGCAAAGACUUCUUGUCCUCUAAACUAGUUUAUACUUAUAGUAAUGCCAUCAAUGGUUUCAGUGCAAGUCUUUCUCCUUCUGAAAUAGAAGCUAUUAAGAAUUCUCCGGGCUAUGUUUCUUCGAUUAAGGAUAUGUCGGUUAAAAUUGACACAACUCACACAUCCCAAUUCCUUGGCCUCAACUCUGAGUCUGGUGUAUGGCCUACACCAGAGUCCGAUUAUGGAAAAGAUGUCAUAGUUGGAUUAGUUGACACCGGGAUAUGGCCUGAGAGUAGAAGUUAUAGUGAUGUUGGGAUGAAUGAAGUACCAUCAAGAUGGAAAGGAGAAUGUGAAAGUGGAACUCAGUUCAAUUCCUCUUUGUGCAAUAAGAAACUCAUUGGCGCUCGUUACUUCAAUAAAGGCCUACUUGCCAACAAUCCGAAUCUUACCAUUUCUAUGGAUUCUGCUCGUGAUACAGAUGGACAUGGGACUCACACUUCUUCCACGGCCGCUGGAAGUCGUGUAGAGGGUGCAUCUUUUUUUGGCUAUGCCACUGGAACAGCUACAGGCAUAGCACCAAAGGCUCAUGUGGCCAUGUACAAGGCUCUAUGGAAAGAAGGUGUAUUCUUGUCUGAUAUUCUUGCAGCAAUUGAUCAAGCAAUAGCAGAUGGUGUAGAUGUAUUGUCCUUGUCAUUAGGCAUAGACUCGCUUCCACUACACGAAGACCCUGUUGCAAUUGCCGCAUUUGCUGCAUUGGAGAAAGGUAUAUUUGUUUCCACCUCUGCAGGAAAUGAAGGGCCUUAUUAUGAAACUUUGCACAAUGGAACACCUUGGGUGCUCACUGUUGCUGCUGGCACAGUUGACCGCGAGUUUAUUGGCACACUAACACUUGGAAAUGGAAUUUCGGUCACUGGCUUAUCACUCUACCCGGGGAAUUCUAGUUCAAGUGAAAGUUCAAUUAGCUAUGUUGAUUGCCAAGAUGAUAAGGAACUGCAGAAAAAUGCACACAAAAUAGUGGUCUGUAUUGACAGGAAUGAUUCAGUUAGCGAGGACGUCUACAAUGUAAGAAAUUCAAAAGUUGCUGGUGCAGUCUUCAUAACUAAUUCAACUGACUUGGAAUUCUACCUCCAAAGUGAAUUCCCAGCUGUGUUUUUGAACUUUCAAGAGGGUGAUAAAGUUCUCAAGUACGUUAGGAGCGACUCUACACCUAACGCAAAGAUUGAAUUCCAAGUGACACGUAUUGGUGCUAAACCAGCACCAAAAGUAGCUAGUUAUAGCUCAAGAGGACCAUCACCAAGCUGUCCUAUAAUUCUCAAGCCUGAUCUCAUGGCUCCUGGUGCCUUAAUACUUGCUUCAUGGCCACAACAAACACCGGUUACUGAAGUUACAUCAGGAAAACUUUUUAGUAAUUUCAACAUUAUAUCAGGUACAUCAAUGUCAUGUCCACAUGCUUCUGGUGUAGCAGCACUUCUAAAAGGAGCACACCCUGAAUGGAGCCCUGCAGCUAUCCGAUCCGCCAUGAUGACCACAGCCUACGUAUUGGACAACACACAAAGCCCCAUCCAAGACAUAGGUUUGAAGAAUGCUGCUGCUUCUCCUCUAGCUAUGGGAGCUGGACAUAUCGAUCCAAACAAGGCGCUAAAUCCCGGACUCAUCUAUGAUGCAACACCACAAGAUUAUGUUGAUCUCCUCUGUGCUUUGAACUUCACAUCCAAACAAAUGCAAACCAUCACAAGAUCCUCCUCUUCUACUUGUUCCAACCCAUCAUUGGACUUAAACUAUCCAUCUUUCAUUGGCUAUUUCAACCGAAACAGCAGCUAUUCGGAUCCUAAAAGGAUUCAAGAAUUCAAAAGAACAGUAACUAACUUACAAGAUGGUACAUCAGUAUACACAGCAAAGCUCACUCCAAUGGAUAAAUUUAAAGUUAGUGUUGUACCAAAUAAGUUGGUUUUCAAAGAGAAGUAUGAAAAGCAAAGCUACAAGCUAAGAAUAGAAGGUCCAACAAUUAUGGAUGAUAUUGUGGUUGAUGGUUCAUUGAGUUGGGUGGAAACUGGAGGAAAAUACAUAGUCAUAAGUCCAAUUGUUGCAACAAGUAUAAGAGUGGAUCCUUUGUCAGGACAUAACUGAUAUAGUGAAAUGAUCUCUUAACUAAUUGUCUUUUAAAUGUGAUAUUGUAACACAUAAUUAAUGUGAAAUAAACUUAUAUAUUCUUCACAUU